AUGUCUUCAGACGAGAAGCCCAAGGACUUGGACAACAACGCCACCAAUGAAGAGCACUCAGACCAAGAAGAACAGCACUCUGGCGCCGAAAAUGAAAACGAAGACCAGCAGCAAAACAACGACCAGAACGGCGAUCUGAGCGAAGACAAGUCAGACGACCAAGACCAGGACGACAAUGAGCCCGCAACACCACCCCCACAGCCAGAGCGCAAGCGCGAGAAGCCGCAGGGCGAGACCCAGACCAAGACCAAGUCUCGCCGAAGGAGAAGGCCCUUACAGCGCCAGGUCGAGGACCUGGACGACGAAGAGGACCAGGGCCAGAUGAUUCCCCGCCAGGACCAGCAGAAGCAGCAGAUGAUGUACCAGCAACAGCAACAACAGAUGCAGCAGCAGCAGAUGCAGAUGCAGCAGCCCCAGAAGGAUGGCGGCAAGAAGGAUCCUCUUAAGCUGCGACUCGACCUGAAUCUGGAUAUUCAGAUUGAGCUCAAGGCGAAGAUCCACGGAGACUUGACACUGGCUUUGCUGUAG
Messenger RNA from Trichoderma gamsii, 528 nucleotides. RefSeq lists its product as hypothetical. The transcript has 2 exons. The record is from RefSeq and is a predicted model, not a curated record. NCBI's taxonomy places the organism in Eukaryota, Fungi, Ascomycota, Sordariomycetes, Hypocreales, Hypocreaceae. The coding region runs from base 1 to 528 and encodes 175 amino acids.